Messenger RNA from Cylicocyclus nassatus, 859 nucleotides. The record is from the annotation of a GenBank genome assembly. NCBI's taxonomy places the organism in Eukaryota, Metazoa, Nematoda, Chromadorea, Rhabditida, Strongylidae.
GUAGAAGACGACGAUUGGGGUGACGAUGUUUCAGUUCUUGAAAGCAAUGAAAAAGUAUCUGUAAGGACCAUCAUUUUCAAAUUAUGCCUCGGUCUGAUAUUUAUCUGCUCAGCUAGCGGUGCCAUCGUUUAUUCCGUUAUCACUUCAGGGGAAAGUCAACGCAUCCCGGCUGAUGCUAAUGCUACCCUUUAUUUUCCAUUCAACAUCAACCAACAAUGUUUCAACGGAACUCUCACUAUGAUGUACAGAAGUGGCUUACAAAAUGGUCAGCAACAGUAUACGUACACCUCGUACGGUACCGACUGGGUUCAAGAUGCGACAAAAAAGCGAAUUUUUCACCGAGUGGGACUCACAUCUAGAGAUUGGCAAUAUUCGUACUAUGUAUUCGACAAUCUGACAUUUUUCCAGACAAAGGUUAGAUGUACGCGAAUGGAACAGGGUUACGAUGAGUUCAUUGAAAGCAUGGGUCUUACAUAUGUUCGGAAGCAACGAGACGAAGAAGUAUCCCUCAAUGGUCAUUACAAAGAAGUGAUCGUCUAUGAGGGUGAACCACCAGACGACGUGAAUAUUAAUGGCAAGCAUCCGUCGUUGAUCCGAGGUUAUUCGUCUGAGCAGAGAAACGUAACAUAUGGAUGGGAGCUGUAUUUCCCGCAUGGUUCGAACUUUUCACUGUACAAACAAGAGUACUGGUAUCCAUCAAUGAAGGGCGUGACACCAGACUGGGACAUUUUCAACGAUAUUCCGAAUUCGUGCUUUCAAUAAUGAUCACAUUUCUGAUUUUUGACGUCGCUUCUUCUUGUAUCAAACAGAGAAAUGAUGAAUGUGACUACAAAUCAAGGUGAUGGAAGAUAUAAAUCAA